This is a messenger RNA of Diorhabda carinulata, 1135 nucleotides long. Its product is annotated as alpha-tocopherol transfer protein-like. NCBI's taxonomy places the organism in Eukaryota, Metazoa, Arthropoda, Insecta, Coleoptera, Chrysomelidae. The record is from RefSeq and is a predicted model, not a curated record. Gene Ontology annotation, molecular function: phosphatidylinositol bisphosphate binding. Gene Ontology annotation, cellular component: membrane. The transcript is spliced from 6 exons. Bases 91 to 1005 code for a protein of 304 amino acids.
UUCAAAUUAGAUUGCUACAUAAUAUAUGUAGUCCAUAAUUGAAAUUUUCUUGUCAGUCGAAUACAUUACAUCCGCUGAUUAACAUUUACGAUGCCAGACUAUUUUAUAAUUGACAAAGAUACAAGAAAAAAUAUUCUCGAAGAAUACACUAAAACGGAAAAGGAUCUUGCCCAAGAUGUUCAAUUAUUGGUUGAUUGGUUCAAGACACAACAUCAUUUACCAGAGAUUCCCAGUAGGAAUAUGAUCCGGUAUUUUCUGAUCAAUAACAAAUUCAGUUUACAACGAACAAAAGAAAAAAUAGAUAUGUAUUAUACAAUCAGAAGUUCAUUACCCGAUUUGUAUGGAGUCAUAAAUCCAAAAUUUGAGAGAAUUAAGAAACACAACGCAACUUGUCAUAUUAUUCCUCUGCCCAAACUUCUGGAUGGAAAACACAGAAUCAUUUUAUCUCAAGAGCAAAAUGUUCCUCUGAGCCAAAUGGAUGGAACCGCUCUUAUAGGACGGAUUCUAAAUAUGCAAGAGGUCAGAUUCGAAGAAGACAUCCAUAUGAGUAACAUCGCUUUAAUCGAUUGUCAAAAUAUCAACUUAAAUCAUACUUUGGCUUUCACUCCAACGCACGUUAAAAUGGCUGUAAUGUUAUUUUAUAAAGUAUAUACCACCAGAUUAAAAGAAAUCCACGUAUUCAACCACAAUACGGUUGUGACUAUUUUCGUGAAUUUGUUCGCAGCGUUUACAAAACAAAAAAUAAUGAAAAGGAUUCACUUGCACGAUAACAUAGAUAGUUUGAAGAAGCAUUUUCCCUUGGACGUAUUACCCAAGGAUUAUGGAGGCACUUUACCACCGAUAGAGAAAUUAAGUGAAGCUUGGUUAGCGAAGCUUGAAGAAUAUCAAGAUAGAUUUGAUACAUUAGAUUCUAUGGAAGUGAAUGAGGCUCUAAGGUCAGUUCCAUUGAAUGAAGUCUCAACUUAUGGAAUACAAGGAAGCUUUAAAACACUAUCAUUCGAUUAAGGGGGACAUUUUGAUUUAUUUUUGCGUUAUUAUCAUAGUUUGAAAUAAUUGUUCUAUUUCAUAUAAUAAUCAUGCUGUAAAGAUAUCAGUAAUAUGGAAAAUUUUGAUUAAAAUAUAAAUUUAUUACUUA